Molecule: messenger RNA, 2433 nt
Organism: Chenopodium quinoa (quinoa)
Lineage: Eukaryota; Viridiplantae; Streptophyta; Magnoliopsida; Caryophyllales; Amaranthaceae
Product: DUF724 domain-containing protein 1-like
Exons: 4
Coding region: 1020-1820 (266 amino acids)
Source: RefSeq, a predicted model, not a curated record
UUCUCGGUGGGCAAGACAACUAAACUUAAAUAACUUAUCUGAAGUUAUUAAACCUUAUUAAACUUAUUAGACCUUAUUGGACUUAUUAAAACUUAUUGGAUCUUAUUAGGCCUUGUUAUACUUGAUUAGAAUUUAUUGGAACUUAUUAGAUCUUAUUGAACUUAUCAGACCUUUUUAAAUUUAUUGAAUUUUAUUGUAACUUAUCUAAACUUAUCUGAGCUGAUCUGAAUUUAUCAAACCUAAAACUUAUUUUUAUAAGGUGAAGAGAACAAGUGCUUAGAGUCACUCAUUUUGAAAAAUAAAGUGUUAGUAAAAACUCAAACCAUUAAUGUCACACUUUUCUUUAAUUUUUCUUUUCUAAUUUAUAUGCGGAGAACUUAAUAUUGUAUUUGUUAAUCUUGAGGCUAAUUCAUUAUACACAUUCAACGUUAUUUAUUUCAUAUUCUAUCUAACUUAAUUUCUUUUGAGAAAACAAUCAAUACAAUCACGAACUCAUCCUUUCCUCUCCCUUCCAAACUCUUUAUAUGAAAUAUGAAAAUGCAUUAUUUUAGUUUUAAUAUACUCCCACUGUGUUUUAUUAAUAUUACACUUUGAGUAAAAGUGACGAUUCAAGAGAGAAAAUAAGAGUGACGAUUCAAGUGAAAUAUAACAAAUUACGAGAUACUUAUAAGUUUUUUUUUUUAUUUAAUUUUAUUUUUGGUGAGAGGUUUAUGUCAUAAUAUAUAUGGGAGUAGUAUAAAGAUUUUUCAAAAUAUUUCCCAAAAUAUAGGGAAUGAAAAACAAAAACAAAAAUAUUGUAUCAAACUUUAGUCUCCAAAAGACCAAAAUUUUAAAAAGUCUCGAAAAGAAAAAAAAACUAUUUUUCCCAUUCCUUUACGCAAAAAAAAGAAAAAAAAGUUUUAAAAAAAGCCUUUUUAAUACAACCCCCAAACAAGUACCCCUUCCUUCUCUUUCUUCCUUUCUAACAUCACUUGAAUCGUCACUCUUAUUUUCUCUCUCCUAACUUGAAGCAUUCAUCAAUGGCGGAACCUGAAUCCGAAUACGAAGAAAUCUUCAAGAAAGGCACCAUAGUUGAAGUCAGUUCUGAAGACGAAGGUCUCCGAGGUUCCUGGUACACUGCUACUGUUCUCCGCACUAUUUCUCGCAAAUCCCGCAAAAUCUUCGUUGAGUACCACAACCUCAUGGAAGACGACGCUGGUUCCAAGCAUCUCUGUGAGUUCGUUGACGCCAUUCUUGUUCGCCCUAUUCCUCCUCGUGAACCUCAUCGCAUUUACUCUCUCAUGGAUGAUGUUGACGCCUUCCAUAACGAUGGUUGGUGGGAAGGUGUUGUUACUCGAAUUCUAGAACCUUCUAAUUGUUACUCUGUUUUCUUCCGUUGUUCUCGUGAGCAGAUCGAUUUCUUCUCCUCCGAUCUUCGCUUGCAUCGUGAGUGGGUUCGGGGUAAUUUGUGGGUCCCGCCAUUGGAGCAUCAUGCAUCUCCUUCUUCUGGCCUGAGGAAAAGGAGUGGAGAAGAUGGGAGAAAUGGUAGUCAUACAUCGGGUGAUAAGGAUAGGGUUACGAGUAAUGGAGUAGAAAGAGAUGUAGGAAGGAGAACUGCCAAUACUCCGACUAAACAAGAUGGUGGGUUCGUGUCGAAUGGAAGAUGCACUGAAGAAAGGAGGAGAAGCAACCGUUCCAUAAAUAAUGACAUUGUAGCGAAGAAAAGAAAAGAUGUAAAACUGAGUAUAAGUAGCAAUGGUGUGUGCAAGAAACAUAAAUUGAUGGUAAACGGAAAUUUAAAAGAACCACAAAGGAGAGCUAGCAAAAAUUCAGGUCGCUAACUAUUAAAUGAUGAAGGAUUCCCUCAAAAGAAAGAAAAUUUGAUGAAGGAUGAUCGCCACUCUAGCAUUUCACAUUUUCCUUAUUUCAAGAGCUUUCUAUAUGAUUCUAUAGUUUGUGGCCUCACCAACAUAUUAUUUGGAGCUUUUGUGGUAUGCACCAUAUAGUUGUAUUUAACAGAAAAGGCAGGCUAGAUAUUGGUGAUGAAGAAUGCAAUUCAGUGAUAUAGGAUGCUGCCAGCUACCAAGGUCUUGGUCGCAAGUGAUUUUUGAGGCCCUAAUGCCUGUGACCAGAAGGGCUCUUGAAGCGGCAUUUGCAUCUCAUCGUCAAGGAUAUGUAUACUUACAGGAAAAUUAAUGUCUAUCUCUUAGUCAUUAAUAUGUUAGAGCUUAAUGAGCUUGUAAACUUGUGAAAUACAUGUUUAAGGAACUUAUAGCAGACCUCUCGGUAUAAGUUUUUUUUAACAAUAUUUUUGGUCAUGACAUGUAUCAAGUUUUUUUUAACAAUAUUUUUCUGGCAAAAAGUCAGACCUCUCGGAAAUGUUAGAACCAUUUUAUUGUGUUAUUGUUAUAUCAUAUUAGCAAAGGCUUUAAUUUCAACACCUUGUUAAUUCUC